AAUUUUAUUCGAACAGCUGCUAAAGAUUUACCAUCAGGAAGAUUUUAUCUGGAAUUUAAUCAUGAAAACGAAAAUUUAAAUGAAUACAGUAAAGAAUGUAAUAAACUAAAAUCUCCAUACAACAGAUAUGGUAAGGUUGUAAAACUUUGUAAGCAAGUUCUAAAAUAUUUAAAAAAAUAUCGUGCUUCCUUUAAUAAUGUGAAUGAUUCUUAUGAUGUUUGUGUUCUUUUGAAUUAUGCGGCAUUUUCUAGAUUACAUGAAAUUUUCGGACCUGCUGACAGAAACAGGAUUACUCUUGCUUGGGCGUAUCUCAAUUUCGUAUGGAAUGAUUUUUAUAAAAUAAAAUGUAAACCUGUUAAUAAUAUUUAUACAAAUGACUGGCAUAUAAGAAAGAUAUUGUAUGAUUAUUUCGUGGAUUAUGGUGCUAUCAAAAACAUUUUCUCAUUUUAUAAUGACACAUGCCAAAAAUAUUAUACGUACCUAGAAAUAAUUAUAGAUGUGUAUAAAUAUUUUAAUGACUUUUGCACAUCUGAUGAUAAUAAAGAUAGGUGUCCCGAUUUUUUUAAUAAAUGUAAGGACUAUAAUCCAAGCACAUACAUAGAUAAAGUAAUUUGCCAUAAUGAAAUGGAAUCAAGAAGGUCUGCUUCUAAAACUCCUAAACUUGUAGGAGAAGAACAAAGACAUUCAACAGAAUUAAAUUCAGUUCAGGAAUUUGAAUCUUUGUUGCCAAAAAAUGAAACGGAUUUUUCUGAUAAUUCAAUUUUGCAAGGUCACAGUUCCGACCGC
Plasmodium cynomolgi strain B is the source of this 786-nucleotide messenger RNA. RefSeq lists its product as hypothetical. The transcript is spliced from 2 exons. Lineage: Eukaryota; Apicomplexa; Aconoidasida; Haemosporida; Plasmodiidae. The annotation marks the transcript as partial. The record is from RefSeq and is a predicted model, not a curated record.